This is a messenger RNA of Amphiprion ocellaris (clown anemonefish), 1793 nucleotides long. Its product is annotated as complement C1q subcomponent subunit C-like. The record is from RefSeq and is a predicted model, not a curated record. Bases 463 to 1188 code for a protein of 241 amino acids. The transcript has 6 exons. Gene Ontology annotation, molecular function: protein binding. NCBI's taxonomy places the organism in Eukaryota, Metazoa, Chordata, Actinopteri, Pomacentridae.
AUCUCUAAAUUGUCUCCUCUGUCUCAUAUAUUUCCUUCACCUCCUUCCAUCCCUGCUGUCUUUCUACCAUUUUCUCCCUCCCACUUUUCUCUUUCCUACUUCUCUCAUCCUUCCUUACCCUGUCUUUUUAUCUACCACCAUUUCCUCUCUGUUCUUCCCACCAUCUAUUCACUGAACCUGUCAUUUCUCAUUUUCUUUAUUUUUCUUAUCUUAUCACCUUUCUUCCCAUUUUAUCUGUCAUUCCCCUCUUCUUGUCUUUCUAAUUCCUCUUUUCUUCUGGCCUCCUCUUUUUCCUCCUCCUCUGUUCUGUCCUCCCUUCAUUUUUCAUCUCUUUUCAUCUUUUCUUAUUUCCUCUAUAUUCUCCUUCCCUCCUAUUUUCUGCCCCCCUUAAUCUCCCCUUACCUCCUCUUUCUCUCCUUGUCUCUUUAUCUUUCCUUGACUUCUCUCAUCAGGUUUGCCAUCAUGCUUCAUCGUUGUACUCUUCUGAUUGGAGUGCUGCUCUCUUUGGCUGUGCCCCUGCUGGUUACCACGGAGACCUGCCCAGCAACUGGGAUGCCUGGGAUGCCAGGUAUUCCUGGACUUCCUGGCAGAGACGGUCGCGAUGGAGAGAAAGGACAGAAAGGAGAGCCAGGAGCCCAGUGGCACGGCAGCCUUGGCCUUCAGAAGGGAGAGAAGGGGGAGCCAGGGCUGAUGGGAUUCCCUGGUAAACGAGGCCAGAGUGGGGAACCCGGGGAACCAGGGGCCCCUGGAUCUGCAGGACCUCAAGGAGAACCAGGAGAACCCGGGACUGUGGGCGUCCAACCGCAGGCGGCCUUCAGCGUGGCCAGAGGAACCAACGAAUACCCAGACAGAGCCAGCGUCAUUCGGUUCACCAACAUCAUCACCAACAUUGAUGAGGACUACAACGCAAGAACAGGACACUUCAGGUGUCGGGUUUCAGGAACGUACUACUUUGUGUUCCAUGCCUCCUUAGAAGAUCGACUCUGUGUGGUGCUGAAGCUUGACAACCAGCUGCUGACAUCGUUCUGUGAUUAUCGCCGGAACAGGAGACAGGUGACUUCGGGCGGUCUGGCGGUCUAUGUGUCGAAAGAUCAGGAGGUUUGGCUGGAGACUAAAGACUACAGAGGGAUGAGAGGAAGCCCCAGUGGUUACAGCAUCUUCUCUGGCUUCCUGCUGCAAGCACACUGAUGGACAAGGUGGCUAACACAACACCAUUUUACAGCAUAACGAAUGAAACUACAGGCAAAGCAAUGACCCUUUCAACUUUGAAAAAAUGCCUACUGGAUAUUUCUGUCUUCACCUUUCUUUUGUCAUUUUGUUUUACAAUUUUAUUUUGUCGAAUCAGCUGUAAGUUUUUCUUGUCAAAUAAAGAACUGAGUCUUCAAAUGAAAAGAAAUGUAAAAGCAAUGUUUGCCAUUGUGAUCCAGUAUGUUUUCUCAGUUAAUUUAACUCAGCUGGUUUUAAAUUUACAGUGUAAAAAGCCUUUCAUUUACAGACAACUAGGAAUAUUGCAGACCCCCAUCUAUAUUAAUAGGUGUGUUUACAUUAGAUGACGUUUAAGCCACUUUUAAGGAUUUAUAAAUAGAUUGUUGAUUGAUGGUUUUAACCCUUAAAACAAGUUUAUCAUUAAUGCAGCUUCAAUUUUUUUUUCUCCUUUUAAUUAAUCCUUGCAGUUGACAUUUAAAGAUAGUCUCAAAUAAAUACAAAAUGAUUUCCUGGUUAAUUAAAAAUUAAAUGAAUUUCAACCAGAAAGCUCAAUAACCCCAAAUAAAGAGGAGAGAAGCAACCUGAAA